Messenger RNA from Ruditapes philippinarum (Manila clam), 504 nucleotides. RefSeq lists its product as uncharacterized. Lineage: Eukaryota; Metazoa; Mollusca; Bivalvia; Venerida; Veneridae. Gene Ontology annotation, molecular function: calcium ion binding. The transcript is spliced from 2 exons. Gene Ontology annotation, cellular component: membrane. The record is from RefSeq and is a predicted model, not a curated record. The coding region runs from base 165 to 482 and encodes 105 amino acids.
GCACGCACACUCUAAGUGUCGUUUCUAUGUAUUUCGGAAACCAAGCUAUGGAAACGGCAGGAGAAUCGUAUAAAAAGGCGAAAGAAUCAGACAUGAGCCAAAGUGUUUAACAAUUUUGCAAUAAUUAACUUCGUUGAACAGGUGAACAGGAAAGGAAGAAAAAGAUGUUGCGUUUUGAUAUCACUGCUGUAGUGCUGGUUGCUUGUCUUUUCAAUUUUGGGGAUGCAGCAGUUACUGGCUGGAAUACUCCAGGUGGCAUAACUGGUGGUGGUGGUGCUGCGACCGACAUCGCCAAAGAUGAGAAUACAGCUCUCAAUGCAGUCAUAGUAACAUUUGAGGCUACGGGUGAUGCUGCAAUUACUGGUUACGCGUUGGUAUCAACGAACACGCCCUUUUCUUUGGACACAUCUAGUGGAGAGUUGACGUUAACCACUGCCCUAGAUUAUGAAACUGCCACCAGUCAUACAGUUGAAGUGGAGUAAGUAACUAUAGGGUUUUCACAAU